Molecule: messenger RNA, 1035 nt
Organism: Cotesia glomerata
Lineage: Eukaryota; Metazoa; Arthropoda; Insecta; Hymenoptera; Braconidae
Exons: 1
Coding region: 1-1035 (344 amino acids)
Source: RefSeq, a predicted model, not a curated record
AUGGAAACUUUUCAAUAUGUACCCAUUAUUGACUCUCUUAAAUUAGUAAUUUCUAAUCCUAAUGUUCUACAAGCUAUUUUGAAUGAACAAAAGUCACCAGACGGCAUUCUAAGCUCUUUUCUUGAUGGGCAGCAUGCUGAAACUCACGACUUUCUUCGACGAUAUCCGCAUGUUCUACGAAUUCAACUGUAUUAUGACGAAUUGGAAAUAGUUAAUCCUUUAGGAUCUAAAACUGGAAUCCAUAAAUUAGGAGCCUUCUAUUAUAGCAUUCAAAAUAUACCUCCAGAAAUUAACUCUGACCUGAACUCUAUUCAUGUACUUCUUUUAUGCACAGACAUAGAUGUGAAAAACUACGGAUUUAAUAAAAUUUUACAGCCCUUUUUGAAUGAUCUGAGUGCACUAGAAAGUGACGAAGGAGUAUUAGUUCAUACAGAACAUGGUCCUUUUACUUUACGUGCAACUCUUGCUGCUUUCAUUGGCGAUGGACUUGCUGUGCAUGACGUAUUUAAUCUAUUAGGACCAUCGUCUAAUCAAUUCUGUCGUUUGUGUAUGUAUUCAAGAGAUGAUUUACACGUUGGAUCUCUUCAACUUGGCCAGAAACGCACGCUAAAUUUAUAUCAAGAACAUUUAGAUUUGUUGAAGAACUCGAAUUUUUCUGCAGAGAAUGUAUCAAGUACAGGCAUGCGUGGUAAUUGUUGUUUGAACGAGUCAGGAUACUUUCAUGUUACUAGUAACAAAAUAUUUGACCCAAUGCACGACUUCCUCUGUGGUAUUUGUCCAAUGAUUAUAAAACUAGUCCUCAAACAAUAUAUAUUAGUGGAAAAGAAGUUUAAUACUAAUUAUCUAAAUGGUAAUAUUACAUCUUUUCAAUGGGGAUACUGUGAAAACACUAAUAAGCCUUCAGCUAACUUCACAGACUCCAUGCUUAGGAGAAAAGAUCAUUUAAUAAGUCAAAAAGCAAUGCAAACUUGGUGCUUAAUUCGAGCCUUGCCAUUUUACUGUCAGAUAAAAUUUCAAGUGAUGAUCAGUAUAUGA